Diabrotica virgifera virgifera (western corn rootworm) is the source of this 576-nucleotide messenger RNA. RefSeq lists its product as uncharacterized. The transcript is spliced from 2 exons. Bases 84 to 491 code for a protein of 135 amino acids. Lineage: Eukaryota; Metazoa; Arthropoda; Insecta; Coleoptera; Chrysomelidae. The record is from RefSeq and is a predicted model, not a curated record.
UUAAAGAAGAUUUAUUAUAGCAAUUGUUUUGAUAAAUAUAUUAAAUCGAACAAAAUCAGAGAUAAACUAUUAACUCCUACUCAAUGAUGGGGCCAAAAACUAUAACUCUCGUGGUAAUCUUUUGUAAUCUUGUUUACAUCCAAUGCUUUCCUAAUCAUCUUCUUUCCCAUAACGAUGCUCGGGCAGAAGAUCACUUCUCUGAUCUGCAACAAGUUGGCGACAAUUUCGUAGUUGAAGAUGCUGUGGAUGAUAACGUAGUUGGUUUGAAUGACCCAGUUGCCCUGAGAGCCAGUGGUGUUGGAGGGCUUAUAGUUGGCUUGGGACAAAUGGCUAAUGGCAUAGUCCACGUUUUAGGUAAAGGUGCAGAGUUUCUUAUUGGUGACGGUGAUGAUCCUCCAACAAUCAUUGUGCAUCAGCUUCCACCACCUCCAAUAGUGGUGCCACCAUAUCUACCGGAACAAGUGCCAGCAGAAGUAAUUAAUAAUGAAUAAUAUCAUAUUAUUAUUAAAAGUACCAUGUUGUAACUAAUCCUGUCAUUGGAUGAUAAAUAAUAAUAAUAAAAUCAUUUAUAUAAAA